Messenger RNA from Paramacrobiotus metropolitanus, 1821 nucleotides. RefSeq lists its product as uncharacterized. Lineage: Eukaryota; Metazoa; Tardigrada; Eutardigrada; Parachela; Macrobiotidae. The record is from RefSeq and is a predicted model, not a curated record. The transcript has 5 exons. The coding region runs from base 670 to 1632 and encodes 320 amino acids.
CUCAAUUUUCUUGUGUGCUUUUCAAUUUGGCUGCAUUUUCUGAUUGUGGUUCUCUGUCAGAGGAGUUGUUUCGACUUGUGUUGUGAUUGAAUUUGAUUCGCCACAGCGCAGGGUGACAGUCUAGCAUGGGAUUUUAAACUUGGCUGUAGAAACUGGAAAGGAAGGUGGUUGUUUUUGGCGCAACCAGGACUUGACCACAUCAGCGCUGAGUGUUUAUUAGAGUAUCUCGAUGUGUUGGCGGACUGAGCGCUUGUGAAUCUGUACUUAAGUGGAACUGAUCGGCUGCGCGAUGCUGUCGACGCUGUUCCCCCGCUGCCUGGUCGUCCUGCGCUCCUGUCGGUACCUGCCGCCCCGGGGAGCCAUCCCGCAGCGCGCAGCGAGCACCGCGGUGGGCCGGCCCGAGCCCCUGAAAACGGUACCCCGUCACGAUGCCGUCAGUCCUAAAGGGACGCACGCCCGCGCCAUGGAGGGCCCCCACCUGGCCGACUACGACCUGGACGAUGUGUGGCAGUGGCAGCCCGCCAGCCCCAAGUGCGCCCUCCCCGCCAAACCCAACCCCCCGACCAGUACCCCCCAGAACGCCCUCCCCCGCUGUCCCCCGGCGCACCGCUGCCCCCGGCGGGGGACGCUGGCCCCGCGGCCGAAGGCGACCGGGGGCUGCUGCAGCAGAUGGAGGAGGAGGCAGCGGCGGCGCCCCUGGACCCGGGGGUGCUGGGAGAGGAGGCGCCGGCCAGCGUGCCGCGGGCCAGGGACCGCCUGCUGCAGCGCAUUCACGAGGCGCGUGAUUUCGAGGGGAUGAUGCGCGUGGUGGAGCGGGACGCUGGCGCUAUGGCGGCCCAUCAUCUGAUGGCGGUGGUUAAUUGUAUCGUGGAUCAACUGCAAGCCAACGGGGCGCUGGAUGAGCAGCUACGGGACGCGAUGCACGCCGAUGGGCGCUUCCGGUUGCUGCUGACGCAGCUGGUCCGCCGUCACCGCCAGCUGAGCGCGAAGGAUGUGGUGACGGUAGUGCAGAUGCUGCAGUAUGCGCGGGUGCCGGACACCAGUCGCGUCCAUCUCUUCUUCCUGCAGCGCCUGCACGACGGCCUGGACGAGGUCAGUUUCGGCACGCUGCUCUUCGCUGGCCAGAUGCUGCUGCGCUAUCCCGCUACCGGCAACACACUCGUCAACGGUCUGCGCGCCGCCAUCCCGGGGGCGUUCGAGGGGCGGUUAGCCGGCGAGCUGGACACCGACAGCAUUCAGGACAUGUCGCGCGCCCUGAGCGUCGUGGCCAACUACCGUGACCACAUCCGCCAGCCGGCGUGUCAGCCGCUGUACGACGCCCUUAACCGCUGGGUGCACCACCACGAGACUGAUCCCGCGCUGCCGACAGUGCUGCCGCCCCACGCGGCCGCCGAGCUGUUGAUCCGCAUGGAACGCGCCGCCUAUCUCAGCCAUCCCGUCGUCGACAUGGUCCUCCAGCUCCUCGGCAACAGCCACGCCCGUUCCGUCCGUCCGGAGACGAUGCGAAAGUUGUUCCAGAGUGUGCGGAAUUUACGUCGCAAAUACCCGGCGGAAUUCCCACCCGCGCACCGCCUCCACGCCCUGGAAACGGAGAUGACCGCGAGCCUGCCCGACGCCACCACCGGACGUUAAUCGGACUCAGUGUGAUUGUUUUUAUUUCUCCUUUGUAUAGAACGAUGUUUCUGCAUACUUUGUUAUUGCUUCGCGAGAAUAAAUACACUUUAAUACAGAAAAUAAUAUUUAGAUAAAGAGUAAAUUAAUGUGCUAAUAAACGGAUAGUAAAUAAAUAAAUGAAUGUACAAAUUAAUAAAUGAAUCCAUC